Messenger RNA from Pteronotus mesoamericanus, 1846 nucleotides. RefSeq names its product oxidoreductase NAD binding domain containing 1 (gene OXNAD1). Gene Ontology annotation, cellular component: mitochondrion. The record is from RefSeq and is a predicted model, not a curated record. Gene Ontology annotation, molecular function: oxidoreductase activity. The transcript is spliced from 9 exons. Bases 549 to 1487 code for a protein of 312 amino acids. NCBI's taxonomy places the organism in Eukaryota, Metazoa, Chordata, Mammalia, Chiroptera, Mormoopidae.
CGUCGGGGACACCGGAAGCUUUCAGGAACCGGCGGCGGAGUUUGGUGCUGUUCAGCAAGCUAGGUUCCUGGUCUGUUGGCGGCGUGGAGGCACCUUACUGCGGCUGUGGUUUCCCGGCCUCACGUCUCUGGACCUUCGGUAGGCGUUAACUAGACCCCGCUGAAGGCCGCAGCAGGUCUAGAUAGCAUAGCCAGGCCCUCGGCGCCCCUGGGGAAAGGCCCGCAACCUUGCUAGGUCUUCGGCGGCGGGAGCAGCUCAGCCUUCUCAAUCUCUGUGCCUUCCUGGCGACCAACGAAAAGCUCCCUCGGAAUUUCGAUGUACCGGGUGACCUUGAGCUCAGGGCGACGCCUUGCUUGUAGUUCCUGGCUGCACUCGGCUGUACAGGAACUUUGUGAGAAUUUCAAUAUAUGAAAACACUGUCCGGGUUCCAACUGGUGUCUGUCUGAAGGUCUCAGUAUAAUACCAGGACCAAAAUAUUGUAUAACAGUCAGCCAGCCACCUAUAUACUUAAUUACUCCUAAAAUAUCAUGGACUUCUAAAGAAGCGCCAUGGCCUGUGCUGCUGCGUUGACCCCAGCGUUGCUGCGGGGCGCUGUGGGAGUCGCCUGUACCCAGGCUGCUUUGUUGAGAGCGACACGCAGCACUCUGCGCCACCUUACUCUAACCAGCAUGAUGAAGUCCAAAAGGAAAACUGAUCACUUGGAGAGAACCGCAAAUGCCGUCCGACGGGAGGUUGUGUCAGCAGCGAAGGUGUGUGGAGCAGCCCGCGAGUCACCCUCUGUGAAGAGGCUCCGCCUGCUUGUUGCUGAUAAAGAUUUUACUUUUAAAGCUGGCCAGUGGAUUGAUUUCUUUAUCCCAGGAGUCUCUGUGGUUGGUGGGUUCUCAAUAUGCUCCAGCCCCAGACUGCUAGAACAGGAGAGAAUAAUAGAAUUGGCAGUGAAAUAUACGAACCACCCUCCUGCUCUCUGGAUUCACAAUCAGUGUACACUUGACUCUGAAGUGGCCCUGAGAGUGGGUGGAGAGUUCUUCUUUGACCCUCAGCCUGCAGAUGCCUCUAGGAACCUCGUGUUGAUUGCAGGAGGAGUCGGAAUUAACCCUCUGCUUUCCAUCCUGCGGCACUCGGCGGACCUCCACAGAGAAUGGGCAGACAAAGGAAGCGGAUAUGAGAUAGGAACAGUAAAACUGUUCUAUAGUGCAAAAAAUACCAGUGAACUGCUGUUUAAGAAAAAUAUCCUCGAUUUAGUAAAUGAAUUUCCUGAGAAGAUUGCAUGCAGUUUGCAUGUUACAAAGCAAACUACACCAAUCAGUGCAGAGCUCAAGCCAUACAUCACGGAAGGAAGAAUAACGGAGAAGGAGAUAAGAGAUCAUAUUUCAAAAGAGACUUUGUUCUAUAUUUGUGGCCCACCUCCGAUGACAGACUUUUUCUCCAAGCAACUAGCAAAUAGCCAUGUUCCCAAAGAACACAUUUGCUUUGAGAAGUGGUGGUAGGGCGCAGGCAAAGGUGUCAAAGAGAAGCUUAUGAGAUUCACUCAGGAUAGUAAGAAUUUGUGUUACGUGAUUUGUGGCAAGAUAAAUUUCCCUCUACUCAGUCUUUUUUUUUUAAGGCUGUGAACAGUGACCUGCUGGAGAAUAAAAGAAAAACCACCUGACAGACUAAAAUGAUCAACUUUUUGCAAAGACUGCAUCGAUUAAACUAUUUUUUACUGUAUUGAUUUUCUUAUAUUAAUCCUGUUUGAUUAUCUCAUAAUGUACCUCAAAUUGGUCAAUAUAGAUUUCUAUAAGUAUAUAGACAUAGUAUACUUAUAUUUAUUCAAUCAUGAAAAUGUGGUUCUGUGUGUGAAAUAAAG